AUGCGCUUCUCAGUCCGAGUUAAUGAUGACAGUUUGAUCUUUAUUAGUGGAAACACCCAUAGUGUAGCAAGACUGAAUGAUAUCCUGAGGGUUUAUGGUGAUGCUGCGGGUCAGUGUGUCAAUCGUGCCAAGAGUGCAGUAUACUUCAGCUCCAACACACCGGCCCAGCUCAAGCAGCAGCUUAAAGCGGUCCUCAACAUCGAUGUGGAGGCUUUUAGCGAGCGGUACCUAGGGCUACCCACUGCGAUCGGCGGCAUCACAAGCGGAACUUUCGAUCACAUCGGGGAGAGAGCCAUCGGGAAGAUGCAGGGAUGGUCUGAAAAAUUACUCGCGUGUGCAGGCAGGGAGAUAUUGUUGAAAUCAGUUGUACAGGCCAUCCCAACAUACUCUAUGAGCACACUCUUAUUAACAAAAAAGGUGUGCAAGAGUUUGACGUCACCAAUGGCAAAAUUCUUUUGGAGUAGCUCCAUUGACAAAAAUGCUCUACAUUGGGUGUCCUGGAAGAAUCUGGCUACACCAAAGUGCCAAGGUGGUAUGGGAUUUCGUGAUCCCCAACAGUUUAACAUUGCGUUACUCGGGAAGCAUGGGUGGCGGUUUAUGACGAACCCUAAUUCUCUGUGCGCUAGGGUAAUGAAAGCCCUGUGGAAACUCAAAGUGAUCCCAAAGGUACGGGUGUUUUGGUGGAGGGUUUUGCGAGGGAUUCUACCUGAUGAAUGUACCCUCAAGCACCGCCACAUCUCAGUUCAAGACACUUGUAAAGUGUGCAUGGCAAGAGAGGAGGAUCUCAUGCAUGCGCUAAUACAAUGCUCACACGCACGACGUUUCUGGAGAGAAGCUAGUGCUUGGUUUGAUCUCAGACUCCCUCAUUUGCACCCACGCUCGUGGGCCAGAGAUAUACUGUGUGGCGAUCGGAUCAGGGAUGAAGAUCGCACAAAGAUCAUCACUAUCAUGGCGGGUGGCAUUGCCCGGUCCACGUCCGCGCUACUAGGAGCUUGGUGCAAGCCAUUCGGUGCUAUAUCCGAUCCUGUAACAAUGAAAGCCCUAUCAAUGUGAUAAGGAACGCUAUUUGCAAAACUUCGAGGCCUAUCGCAUGUGAUAAUAGAGACUGACUGUCAGGAGUUAGUGCAACUCUGGUCGGCAAACUUACCGGCACAUCUAAGUGCAAAACGUGCAUGCACAUUGAAUGUGACCGAAUGUUGGCUCGAGGAGACCCCUAGGUUUUUGGUAACCAGCCUUUUGUUUGAUUGCCCGGGGAACACUUUUGUUGAAUAA
Messenger RNA from Triticum dicoccoides, 1272 nucleotides. RefSeq lists its product as uncharacterized. The transcript is spliced from 5 exons. The record is from RefSeq and is a predicted model, not a curated record. NCBI's taxonomy places the organism in Eukaryota, Viridiplantae, Streptophyta, Magnoliopsida, Poales, Poaceae.